GCGCUCUACCCGACCGUCUGCUUCCGGGGGCUCGUGCUGGCGGUCAACUGGGGCCCGGGGGGCCGGCUGCUGCGGCCGCCGCCGUUCCGGUGCCGCACGUUCGGGCAGGCCUCCGGCGACCUGCUGGAGCUCCGCGGCGGCGCCGCCGACGGGGGCCGCGCGGCCGCCAAGGGAGAAGGCUGCGAGGUGCUGGUGCCCGUGGGCCUGCCUGGCGGCGACUUCUUCGCCUUCGCCGACUUCUUGGCCGACAGGCACCCCCACCUCGUGGAGGUGAGUGGGCGCCGGGUCCGCCAGUGGUGCCUGCGCAGCGGCCUGGACCCCGCGCGCGGCGCCAGCCGCGACCGGCCAGGCGUGCCCUCCGAGGCCUGGCGGGAGCCUCUGCUCACGCGGGCGCAGCUUACCGGGCGCGGCGUGCUGCUGGUGGAGCUGAGGCAGGCUCUACUGCGAGAGGGUCGCGCAGAGCUCCUAGGCCUGCUGCCAGCUGCGGCUAAGAAGGUUUGA
This is a messenger RNA of Prorocentrum cordatum, 501 nucleotides long. The record is from the annotation of a GenBank genome assembly. Lineage: Eukaryota; Dinophyceae; Prorocentrales; Prorocentraceae.